UUAUACGUUAAUAAAUAAACGACCCACACAAAUAAAGGGCCAGUCUCUCCCGGAGCCAGACAUUUUGAAGUUCCCAGUGCAGCCAUUUUCUCCUGGUGAAGGUCCGUGGCCGCGCGCUCACCGGCGGGUAGGUGGCAGUGUGACGCCACCGAAGACGGUUGACCACGCGCCGAGGAAACGUCACCGGCACCAGGCACCGGGGCAGAGGAAGUCAUGCGCGUGCUUUUGCGUGCGGUUGCGUUUCUCGCGCAGCAGGCUCGUCACAAAAGUCCGCUUUUCUCCGGCGCUGUUUGUCCGGAUCUCGUGAAAAUGGCCCAUUUCCUCACGGAGGAGAGAGGCCGCCCAAACUCGCCCGACUACAGGAUUUAUUUGAAAACGUCCGGUGGAAGAUACGUUUCCCCCUUUCACGACAUCCCCCUCUAUGCCUCCGACGAGCAGGAGAAUGGCGUACCAACAAAAAAACAGAAAACACAAGACAAUGAGAUUCUCUUUAAUAUGGUGGUAGAAGUUCCACGCUGGACAAAUGCCAAGAUGGAGAUCGCCACAAAAGAGCCUUUGAACCCCAUCAAACAAGAUGUUAAGAAAGGCAAACUUCGCUACGUGGCCAACGUUUUUCCACAUAAAGGCUACAUCUGGAACUACGGGGCACUACCACAGACCUGGGAGGAUCCAAACCACACAGACAAAGACACUAACUGCUGUGGAGACAAUGACCCUAUAGAUGUGUGUGACCUUGGUACCAAGGUGUGCUCCGCUGGCCAGGUGAUUCAGGUGAAGGUGCUCGGUGUACUUGCUCUGAUUGAUGAAGGAGAGACCGACUGGAAGAUAAUAGCCAUCAACACAGACGACCCUGAUGCUUCCACACUCAACAGUAUCAAAGAUGUUCGCGUGAAAAGACCCGGCCAGCUGGAUGCGACCGUGGAGUGGUUCAGGAAGUACAAAACUCCAGACGGGAAGCCCGAGAACCAGUUUGCCUUUAAUGGCCAGUUCAAGGACAAGGACUUUGCUCUGGAAGUUAUAAAGUCAGCUCAUAACUACUGGAAAGCGCUUGUGCAGAAACAGACAAAAUGUGGCGAGAUAUCCUGUCAGAACUCCUCAGUGUGUGAAAGUCCAUUCCGGUGCAGUGACACAGAGGCCGAUGAGGUGGUCCGAGCGGCACCUGAGCUUGGAGGAGCUCUACACAUUCCUGCAGAAGUGGACAAAUGGCACUUCCUGUCUCCGUGACCCUAGAAGAGGUACACAGGUUCACCAAGCAUCUGCCUGGUGUUCAACAUGAGCACUUGCACUGAAAGACUGACUAGGUCACAGGUGAAGUACUGUGUGCCCUCAGCUGAUGUGAAAAUCACAUUAUAUCAUUUUAGAAGCUUCCCAUUUCUUUGUAAAUCCAGACGUGCAAAUCAACUCAGUUUUCAGUUAAUUCUGUUAAUGAUGAGAGAUUUUACUGUUGUUUUCCUCCCUGUUCAUGUCGCUGCUGAAAUGCUCCACAUUGCUUUAACACGCAAGUGUUCUUCACUGUUCUGGCUGAGGGGAAGUGCCUUGUCAUGUUUUGUCAAGGGUUACAAGUGUUCUGUUUUUCAAAGAUGUGUUUCAAAGUGAGUGAAUGAAGGGCUGACCUUGCUAGUGUUCCUACUGGGUGGAACUGUUAUUCUCUCUCUCUCUCUCUCUCUCUCUCUCUCUCUCUCUCUCUCUCUCUCUCUCUCUCUCUGUGUCUCUCAUUUGGCUAUUAGAUGAGUGUGACAAUUGAAAUGCUUGAAAUAAAUAUAAAUUUUAUUAAAAACACCCACAUCUCAGCAAUAUCAGGAAUGAUAUAAUAAACAGCUUUCAAAUAAACUGCAUUCAGUACUUCAGUACAUUACAAUACUUACAGUAUUUAUAUCCAUCCUUAAUUCCAUUUUUAAACAUACCAAAUUUUAAGGGCGCAGUGGAAACAGU
Messenger RNA from Electrophorus electricus (electric eel), 1932 nucleotides. It is a transcript of the gene ppa2, whose product is annotated as inorganic pyrophosphatase 2. Gene Ontology annotation, cellular component: cytoplasm. Gene Ontology annotation, molecular function: inorganic diphosphate phosphatase activity; magnesium ion binding. The record is from RefSeq and is a predicted model, not a curated record. NCBI's taxonomy places the organism in Eukaryota, Metazoa, Chordata, Actinopteri, Gymnotiformes, Gymnotidae. Gene Ontology annotation, biological process: phosphate-containing compound metabolic process.